GUUGAAGGAAGAAUUCAUCAGAACCACGAUGGCGGCAGACUUCACUCCAAACCGAAAGUUUAAUAGAUUUAUGAUUAUUAUCAUCCUCUGUUUCGUUACGAUGCUAGUAGGAGCAUCGUUGUUUGUAGGAAUAUAUCUGUCCACAUCAAAAUGUGCUGAGAGUCCGGAGCUUGUAAUCAACGAGAGAUCUGGUAUGUUUCGAUACAAGAGUAGAGCGGCAUGGGGUGCGAGACCUCGGACUGAACCGAAAACAUUUUUUAGCGCACCAGCUAAAUACGUCAUCAUUAUUCACACAGCUGGUUUGGACUGUGUCGAUAUGGUCGACUGCUGUCGGAGCGUCGUUGAAACACAAAACAUACACAUGGAUAAGAAUGGAUGGCCCGACAUUGGCUACAAUUUCAUGAUCGGCAGUUAUGGUGUUGUCUACGAAGGAGUGGGAUGGGGCGUUAUGGGAAUACAUUCUCGUGGCUGGAACAACAACACUAUUGGAAUUGCACUUAUUGGUGAUUUCCGCAUGAGACUUCCGGACUGGAAAGCCCUACAAGCCCUUCAAGAAAUUCUCUAUUAUGGAGUCAACAAUGGAUAUCUCAUGCAAAAUUACACAAUGUACGGCCAUUGCCAGGUGGUACCUUUCUUAAGUCCGGGACGAACCCUUUUCAAUGAGCUGAUGUCUGAAAAUUGGCCGCACUGGAAAUACCGCAACGUACCACCAGACGCAAAACUUCAAGGAAAAAGAACAGAUUACUGUUUCGACAAGAAGCCUCAAAUAAUCAAAUCUUGCAUCAGUCCCGGUCGAAUUUGAUCUGCUCUUUGACGUGCUACAGAGGCAGCCUUAGGGCUUUAUAACAUGACAAAUUGACAAACCAAAUGGUGAUUUAUAUAACAUCUGGGCCUUGUUUUGAUUAUAAUACAGGAAGACCGAGAAAAAGGAGAAAAAGAAGAUUUUGAAUAAUGUCUUUGAUAUUGAUGAUUUUGUUACCGUUUUUCUGGUUGCUUGUUGCUGAUUCAAUGGAAAUUUUGUAGGAAUAUCAUCUUAGACUAUUUGAAAGACAAUGUUUACCAAAACGAUCCUUAAACAAUUAUUGAGGCAAUCACUGCCAAAAUGCCAUAAAAAGGGCUGAAUGUGAGAGGGUGAUUCUGCCAGACGAAUUCAGCCCUGCCUUGGGCUCAAUGCAGUCACUUGGAGCAUGUGAUAUAAAUGAUAAUAGCUCUUGAACCAGUUUGAUGGUUGUAUUGAAAGUUUCAGGAACCCAUAGAAUUGUACUGAGAUGUGAAAAAUUGCAAUGUCACUUGUUUUCUUAAGAGAUAUUGCCUAUUUCAAUAGUCUCCCUUUCCGUUCACCCUGUACAUCAAGGAGUGUAUUUUAUCUACAAAAAUAAUGUAUAUACA
This is a messenger RNA of Owenia fusiformis, 1389 nucleotides long. The record is from the annotation of a GenBank genome assembly. Lineage: Eukaryota; Metazoa; Annelida; Polychaeta; Sabellida; Oweniidae.